Colletotrichum navitas is the source of this 747-nucleotide messenger RNA. RefSeq lists its product as uncharacterized. The record is from RefSeq and is a predicted model, not a curated record. The transcript has a single exon. Lineage: Eukaryota; Fungi; Ascomycota; Sordariomycetes; Glomerellales; Glomerellaceae. The coding region runs from base 93 to 593 and encodes 166 amino acids.
CGGCUAAGGUACGCGGCGCGCGGGGCAAGCUGGGAACAAUCCGAUAAAGCAUUUCGGUUGUACGUGUCUGUGCGCCUGCGUGUGCCUGAUGUAUGUACCAUCGAGUAAUAAUCAAUCAGUUCCCCAUGUCGCUGCUGUCUUGUCUCUCGUCCCUCUCCUUUCAGUCUGCGUGCUGCCAAGUUGUCAUUCGGGUGCAGCCCCGCCAGCUCGUGCAAAGCGCGGGAUGUCUGCGACACAUGGGCGCAUCGGGUGCCCUGCACCUACAAGUAUGUAUACCGGUAUGUGGGAUGGAAUCAAAGAGGAGACGACGCAGCAGCCAAGCGCAACGCAAGCCGUUGUUGUUUUUCCCCCCUUCCCUUUUCUUUUUGAUUUAUUUAUUUCUGUAUGUAUUUUACAGGCAUGCCUGGCCGGCGUUUCGACGGAAAGAGCCCAUGCAAAGCUGGCCCGGGCGUAACCACAUCGUCCUGCCCGGUGCAGUCGAGGAAUCCUCCAGCCUUCGGCAAUCGUUGGUGGGGAAAAGGGAGCCGGCGUCGUGGUGGUGGCUUAUUCUCAACCCAUCUGGAUGUGCAGGGAUCGACGAUGCAUGCGAGUAGUGUAGGGUGCUGUGGGUGUCAGGUAUCAGAAAUCGUUUCCUCGGUCAAAGGUCGGUAGGGCCAGACUCGGAUCCAGCAUGAUCGUGGCCGAGGACGUGCAACGUGCAUCUUGACGCGGCUGGAACGAGACGAGUCUGGGACGUAACCUUGUUGC